Molecule: messenger RNA, 1752 nt
Organism: Hypoxylon fragiforme
Lineage: Eukaryota; Fungi; Ascomycota; Sordariomycetes; Xylariales; Hypoxylaceae
Product: metalloreductase Fre8
Exons: 4
Coding region: 1-1752 (583 amino acids)
Biological process (GO): intracellular iron ion homeostasis; iron ion transport; copper ion import
Cellular component (GO): plasma membrane
Molecular function (GO): ferric-chelate reductase activity
Source: RefSeq, a predicted model, not a curated record
AUGGAUUGGCCAUGGCGAAUUAUUGCCCUUGAUGAGGCUCAAAAAACCGCUCGCCGGCAGUCGUUGGAUCGACAUGCGGCGUACGCGCAACUUUCAGCAUUAGUCCCUAUCGCCCUGUUCCUACUCUACCGGUUCAUGUCCUGGGUGGUGAAGAGACUUACACCACAACGCGGUUUUUACUCAGCUGUUCCGGGUUCACCUACUUUAAAACGAGCUAGACGCAGUACUACCGGCUCUUUGGCUAGUUUAUUAAGGAGAUUCGCAUGGUGGUUCAGCGAUGAUGUCGUGUUUCUGGGGAAAACCUGGGGGCAGAGAGAUCAGAUCAUCAUCGGCAUCAUUUGGACUGUAUGGCUGAUGUUUCUUUGCGUGGUUGACACUGGAAAUGAUUACAUUCACUUGACUAAGAGAUUCGGGAUAGUGGCGCUUUCUCAAUUGCCAAUGCAAUACUUGCUGGCACUUAAGAGUAUCAACCCCAUCGCCUUCGUCUUUAGCUCUUCUCACGAGCAAGUUAAUCGAUGGCAUCGAGUCCUUGGUUGGAUCAUAUAUUUCCUGCUAUUCUUGCAUGUGUCCUUCUUCCUUAAUUUCUAUAUUCAAGAGGGCGUAUUGGCUGAACGAAUCGUCCGCCUUAUCCCAGCACUUGGUCUUGGUUCCUUCAUCGGCCUGAGCUUCAUGAACACCACCGCUCUUCGAAUUGUCCGUCAAUAUUCUUAUAGGGUUUUUUUUAUCACCCACCUUAUUGUAGCAUUCAGCCUCCCACCGGCCAUCUUCUUCCAUUCUCACCAUGGAGGUCGUGAAUACGUGAUCGAGGCACUUGCUGUCUUCGUCCUCGAUAUCAUGAAACGCAGAUUCGACACUAUUACGGCACCUGCGACUCUAGAGCGCAUCCCAGGCACCAGCUUGGUCAAGAUCGUAGCCAGCCUCCCACCCAAGAAACUCGGUCGCUUCCGCAAGUAUCACGGGAUGCACGUGUACCUGAGUAUUCCGAUUGCUGCCCGUCGUGCCUCUGGUGCCAAUUUUGCGGCGUUCCUCCUCUUUGAAGCCACCUUCAAUCCUUUUACCAUUGCAUUGGUGAACGAGGAGUCGCAAAAUCUAACUCUAAUUGCGCGAUGCCAGAACGGACUCAUGACUAAGACCCUAGCUCGUCUCGCCCAGAACCAUUUGACAGGUACCAAGAUACCACUGAAUAUCGACGGUACCUACGGGUGCGCCAAGAAGUUUCCAAGCUUGACAGGUUCAGAAUUUAAUCGUAUUCUUCUCGUCGCCGGUGGAGUCGGCGCCACCUAUAUUUUGCCUCUGUAUCGUAAGUAUACUAUCUUUUCCAGUCCCGGCGCCCUACGGUUAAUUACUACUGAAAGCCCAGCUGCCCGCGUACGGAUGGUCUGGGCUGUCCGUGAAGCCGGCGAUGCGACAUGGCCGGUUAAUGGGACUGCGGGAAGCAUUCUAGACGACGAAAACCUCCACUUAUACCUAACUGGGGACGUCUUUGGGGACGCGGACCAAGUUACUGACUCGGGCGACGAGGAUGAUGCGAUAGAGUUGGCUAGUAAUCUCGAUACUGACUCAAGACGCAUGGGCAAACGGCCCGACCUAAAGAAGAUUGUUGAUGACUUCUUUAAGCAAGGUUUAGAGGAACGGGUUGCCGUGAUCGUAUGUGGACCUGAAGCCAUGGCUCGUGAACUGAAGUCCCAUGUUGGAGUCUGGGUUCAGAAAGGCCGGAAUGUCUGGUGGCAUAAUGAAAGUUUUGUUUGGUGA